Mustela lutreola (European mink) is the source of this 1149-nucleotide messenger RNA. It is a transcript of the gene CXHXorf66, whose product is annotated as chromosome X CXorf66 homolog. NCBI's taxonomy places the organism in Eukaryota, Metazoa, Chordata, Mammalia, Carnivora, Mustelidae. The coding region runs from base 15 to 1070 and encodes 351 amino acids. The transcript has 3 exons. The record is from RefSeq and is a predicted model, not a curated record.
ACAAAUCCCUGGACAUGAAUCUUUUUAUUUAUGUCCUACUUUUGUCCAUUUGGAUAAACAGUUGUUUAAAUACAAACCAAAGUGAUGGUUCUUCUACUACAGGGGCUAAGCACGUUCAACCAACGGAGAUUAAAAUGGACAACUUUAGGAGACGUCUACUCGUUAUCGUAAUUGGUAUUAUGAUCAUAGCUUUUGUCUUCACCUGUUUUUGUUUUCUCCAUUACAAUUGUAUGAGCGACGAUGCACCCAAAGCAGGAACGGUCAGGAAAGAAGAUGUGACAACCAAGUCGUCCAGAUCAUCCAAAAUAUCAUUCAGUGAAUCCAAGAUAGCCAGUCCAUGCAUUCUAGAAAAACAGUCCGUGCUAUCUAGUAUAGACAAGCUUUCUGUGCCCUCAAGUCCAGAAAAGUCAUCCAUACCAUCCAGUGCAGAAAAGUUAAGGAGGUCCUUGAGUCCAGGAAAGCAAUGUAUAUCAUCUAGUCCAGAAAAGGCAAAAAAGCCACCAAGGCCACAAAAAAUAUCCAGGUCAUCCCACCCUAGAAAGUCAGAUAGAACACACAAUCUAAAAAAGCCCCAAAAGCAAGUUCAUGCCCAUAAGCUAGGGAGUCAGUCCUGUUCAUCCUACCCAAAUAAGGCAAAGAGGCUGCCUUGGCCAGCCCUUCUACAAUAUCCAGUCAGAACAGCCAAGCCCCCCAGUCCACAAAAGCAAAUCUCACCACCCAGGCAAUCCAGUUUACAGAAACUAACCAGAUCCUCUAGACAUCGUAAUCUAAAAAGGACAGGUAAGGCAGGCACGUCAACUAGGCCUCGGUUAAUCAAGUCUUGUCAAUACUAUGAGGAAAAAUGCCUUGUUUGCAGAAAUUCUUCUGAACCUUUGGUCAAUAAUAUUUCUGAGGCAAAGAAUAGUAAUGUUCAAAACUCACCUGUUUCAAGCGAAGUGCAGUCUUUUUCCAAGUCCUGUCAUAAGGGCGAUUACAGAGACAAUGUAUUACUCUGUGGCAAUGUGAGUAGCAGUGAUAUCACAAUCAACAGCGAUGACAGUGAUAGGGAGAUAACCAUUAUCUGCACAUAAAAUGAAGUAAAGUCAUCCCUAAAAGUAGCCAUCAUAACUAAGAACUCAAUAAAAAUAAAAACCACAUGUGAAAAAGCAA